This is a messenger RNA of Alosa sapidissima (American shad), 1201 nucleotides long. It is a transcript of the gene c1ql1l2, whose product is annotated as C1q-related factor. The coding region runs from base 331 to 1122 and encodes 263 amino acids. The record is from RefSeq and is a predicted model, not a curated record. The transcript has 2 exons. Lineage: Eukaryota; Metazoa; Chordata; Actinopteri; Clupeiformes; Clupeidae. Gene Ontology annotation, molecular function: protein binding.
GUAUGCGUGCCUGACCGAGCGAUUGUCCGUUUGAUCGCCCGUGUUUGUUUUUGCGUGUGUGGAUGUGUGUGUCUCUCUCUCUGUCCCUCACGCCUUCCUCCUCCUCCUCUUCCUUUUCCUCCUCCCCCUUCUCCUCCUCUUCCUCUGUGCCUUCUUUGUGAAGCUUCUGUGGGAUCCUACGGUGUGCGUGGAUCCCCUCUCUCUCCGGACAGAAUCACCGCCCUGCCAGCAGUCACCAUUUCGGCCCCGGGAAGACCCACGCUGGCUGCCCAGCCCCUCCCGCGCCUCAGCCUGGGCAGGAAGACCCUGGUGGCGGCGGCCGUGGGCGUGAUGCUGGUGCUGGUGCUGGUGGUGCUCAUACCGGUGCUGGUCAGCUCCGUGGGCAGCGACAGCAGCCACUUCGAGAUGUUGGGCACCUGCCGCAUGGUGUGCGACCCAUACCUGGGCCGCGGCACCACCGCAGCCACCGGGGCCCAGGGCGAGGCCGAGGCCCUGGCUGACCACAGCAACAUGCCACCGCCCUCCACUCUCCACCAGGGGCCGCAGGGAAAGCCUGGGCGGCCGGGGAAGCCCGGACCCCCGGGACCGCCAGGGGAGCCCGGCCCCCCAGGCCCCAUGGGACCCCCGGGGGACAGGGGCGAUCGGGGCAAGGGUGGAGCCCUGGGGUUGGGUGGGGUCAGCGACGGGGGAGGGGUGGUCAGCACGGCGACCUACGGGCCAGGGGGGGCGCGCGUGGCCUUCUACGCCGGCCUCAAGAACCCGCACGAGGGCUACGAGAUCCUAAAGUUCGACGACGUGGUCACCAACCUGGGGAACAACUAUGACAGCACGUCAGGGAAGUUUAUCUGUGGCGUGCCAGGGACAUACUUCUUCAUCUACCACGUGCUCAUGAGAGGGGGAGACGGGACCAGCAUGUGGGCUGACCUCUGUAAAAACGGACAGGUGCGGGCGAGCGCCAUAGCGCAGGACGCUGACCAGAACUACGACUACGCCUCCAACAGCGUCAUCCUGCACCUGGACGCCGGCGACGAGGUCUACGUCAAGCUGGACGGCGGCAAGGCCCACGGCGGCAACAACAACAAAUACAGCACCUUCUCUGGGUUCAUCCUGUACAGCGACUGACCAAUGGAGGGUCUCAACACAGGAGAGUGGACAGAGAUAGAGAUGGACAGAGGGGGAGGGAGAAAAGAAGAUGGAUAGA